Messenger RNA from Camellia sinensis, 1290 nucleotides. NCBI's taxonomy places the organism in Eukaryota, Viridiplantae, Streptophyta, Magnoliopsida, Ericales, Theaceae. The record is from RefSeq and is a predicted model, not a curated record.
AUGAGACCUCCAAAGAAAUUCACCCCACCAAAGUUCACUUCAUAUGAUGGGAAGUCGGACCCGCUGACACAUAUUAGCCACUAUAGACAGAUGAUGUCCCUAUGGAAUCGAGAUGAGGCACUGAUGUGUAAAGUCUUCCCAUCCAGCUUGGGAGAAACCGGACUUCGAUGGUUCGAUCGUCUCCCCGCUGAAUCGAUCCAUGGCUGGAAGCAGCUCUCCGAAGAGUCCCUAGCCAGGUUCGUCUACAACACUAAGAUCCCGAAGGAGCCGGAUACACUGUUCGGCCUCCGAAAAGAGCAGGAGAAAACGCUGCACAAUUAUGCUAGGAGGUAUUGGGAAGAAUACAAUGACCUGGAGGAAAAUGUGUGCAGCGAGCAAAUGGCCGUUAUGUCCUUCAAACAUGGUCUGCGCCCAGAAAGUAAGCUGAGACAAUCACUUACCAAGCUGCCGCCCACAGCUUUAAAAGACUUGCGCGCCAGGAUUGAGCAGUACGCUUGUCUCGAAGACGAUCAGAUCCCCAUCGAGGUAGUGUCAGUAGAACAAACAACUCAGCAUAAGAAGAGAACAGAUCGAGGAGAACACCGAGGGAUUGCAGUAAAUGAGGUGGAUAAGUCCAAAUCCCAUGAAGUCGUUGUGACUAUAUUCAAAGAGCCAAUCUAUCGAAUUCUAGAAAAGAUCAAGAGAGAGUCGUUCUUUGUUUGGCCGCCGAAAAUGUUAGGAGAUCCAGCUCGGCGCAAUCAGAAGCUCAGAUGCACUUACCACCAAGACAAGGGGCACAUGACUCAGAACUGCAGGGCACUGAAGCAACACUUGGAAGACCUAGUGGCAGCUAGACACCUAAGGGAUUACAUUGAUCAGGAUAAAGAAAUGACCGAACCAGGGAACCCACCACCAGAAGCAAACAUUGAGCAUCCACCUCGGCUGAUAAUAAAUGUGAUCCACAGGACAGCGAUUCAGGAAUCUGAGGAGGCACUGAAGGAAGAGAUUGCUAAGGUUGCGCAAAUUCAGCGGGUCAUGUCAGUGGAGCCUGCAUCAAAAAAGAAAGCUUGGUCUCUCCGAGCAGUACCUCACCCCAGGACAGCAAUUAAGGCCCAAGUCUUAGCGGAUUUUGUCGCAGAAUUUGUUCCAACCCAGAGUACCGAACCGAGGAUCCAAGUUCGGCACAGGAGCCAUGCACCACCGAACAAGGAAAGCCCCGCGCUUCGGAAGCCUGGAAACUCUUUAUUGGAAACAUUUGGUAGCUCCAUGUUGAUGGAUCGUCCAAUAACCGAGGCUCAGGGGCAGGAGUAG